CAUGGAAUAUUGGAAUUUGAUGUGUUCGUGUUUAAUGAACUUUCUCCCAUCAUUGUAUGUGUAGUAAGUAUUCCUUUCAUUUCAUUCAUCGUCUUAUUGGGCACGCCCCCAUCCUCGGCUUCUCCUUCCUGGAGCACUCUCACUCCGUCACCCAACACAUCCAGGUCAUGGAUGUUCCACUGCCACGGGAUAAAUUGGCUUUAGAUUUGAUUAAUAAUGAGCCCUCCCCUGCAAACACGAGCAACAGCAAGAUAUAUGUAAUUCUGGUGGCAACUGGAAGCUUUAAUCCACCUACUUUCAUGCAUUUACGCAUGUUUGAGCUUGCAAGAGAUGCAUUGAAUUCAGAUGGCUACUGCAUAAUUGGAGGUUACUUGUCUCCUGUGAAUGAUGCAUACAAGAAAAAGGGCCUAAUAUCUGCUGAACAUCGAAUACAAUUAUGUCAUUUAGCCUGCAAAAGUUCAGAUUUUAUAAUGGUUGAUCCAUGGGAGGCAAGUCAGAGCACAUAUCAACGCACUUUAACUGUUCUCUCCAGAGUCCACAAUUCAGUUUGUGAGACAGGGUUGGUAUCUCAAGAAUCCCUCAAGGUCAUGCUUCUUUGUGGUUCUGAUCUCCUUCAUUCUUUUAGCAUUCCUGGAUUCUGGAUUCCUGACCAGGUUAAAACUAUAUGCAAAGAUUAUGGAGUAGUCUGCAUUCCCAGGGAAGGACAAGAUGUUGAGAAGACUAUAUUUAAAGAUGACAUUCUGAAUGAGAAUAAGGAUAAUAUCAAAGUUGUGAAUGAACUUGUUCCAAAUCAAAUCAGCUCAACCAGAGUAAGGGAUUGCAUUGCAAGAGGACUAUCUAUAAAAUACCUUACCGCGGAUGAAGUGAUUGAUUAUAUCAGAGAGCAACAAUUAUACUUGAACUAAUGAUAAAUGAUUACUACUGUUUUUCAUUACAUUCUGUAGACAUGAGUCUUUGCAAGAACCACUGCGCAUCGCUAUCCGAGCCAAUUUUCUAUAAACAGAUGAUUUUUCAUUUUUGUGUUGUAAAUUUGCAGAUAAAUAAAUAUUACAUAAUUUAUGUAAUCGAAUUGCAAAUACUACUGUUGAAAUUGCAACCUAGUGCCUUUAAGACUUUGGGUUAGAUGUAGUAUAUUAAGUUUAUUUGUUAAGGGUUGAUGGGGAUCUCUGCAAUUUGUUUGUGUAAAAAAAAAUAAAAAUUGAGCCGGGGAUAUUCUU
Messenger RNA from Glycine soja, 1217 nucleotides. RefSeq names its product nicotinamide/nicotinic acid mononucleotide adenylyltransferase-like. The transcript is spliced from 10 exons. Gene Ontology annotation, biological process: NAD+ biosynthetic process. The record is from RefSeq and is a predicted model, not a curated record. Bases 57 to 905 code for a protein of 282 amino acids. Lineage: Eukaryota; Viridiplantae; Streptophyta; Magnoliopsida; Fabales; Fabaceae. Gene Ontology annotation, molecular function: nicotinamide-nucleotide adenylyltransferase activity; nicotinate-nucleotide adenylyltransferase activity.